AUGUCCAUGUCCAUUAUCCACAACCUUAAAACCCCAACCUUACUCUCCCCUUCCCUUUCUUCACCCCACACUUCCUCAUCAUUCCCAUUACAAUCAUCUUUCAAACCACCCAUCUUUUCCUCUUAUCCCUCACUCCUUUCCAGAAGACUCUUCCUUCCAUCCGUUUCCGGUAUCUGGGACGCUUUCACUGGCGGCAACAACAACACCAAUGAAGCCGUUCUCGCAAUUCGACGCGGAAUGUCUCUCUUCAGACAGGGUGAUGUUUUAGGGUCUGUUGUAGAAUUCGACAGAGCAAUUCAAUUGGACCCUCGUCAAAAGGCCUAUCUUUGGCAAAGGGGCCUUUCACUUUACUACCUUGAUAGAUUUGAAGAAGGAGCUGAGCAGUUUCGGUUAGAUGUUGCUCAGAAUCCAAAUGAUACAGAAGAGUCCAUAUGGUGCUUUCUGUGUGAAGCUCAACUGUAUGGAGUGGAUGAAGCAAGGAAGCGAUAUCUUGAGGUUGGCAUAGACCCAAGGCCCGUCAUGAGGGAAACAUAUGACAUGUUUAAAGAUGGUGGAGAUCCUGAAAAGCUUGUAGCUGCUUUCUCUAAUAGCAGAGAAAGCGAUUAUUUUUAUGCUUCACUAUAUGCCGGGCUAUUUUACGAAUCUAAGAAUGAAAGUGAUGCUGCAAAAGUUCAUAUAGUAGCUGCUUGCAAGUCUUCUUAUGGGCAAAGGUCUAAUGAUUAUAUGGCUUCUCUUUCCAAGGUUCACUGUCUUUGUCGAAAUUGGAUCUUCAGCUGA
Messenger RNA from Lathyrus sativus (Indian pea), 777 nucleotides. Lineage: Eukaryota; Viridiplantae; Streptophyta; Magnoliopsida; Fabales; Fabaceae. The record is from the annotation of a GenBank genome assembly.